Fusarium odoratissimum NRRL 54006 is the source of this 2587-nucleotide messenger RNA. Its product is annotated as minichromosome maintenance protein 5 (cell division control protein 46). Bases 187 to 2352 code for a protein of 721 amino acids. The transcript is spliced from 4 exons. Gene Ontology annotation, cellular component: MCM complex; nucleus. Gene Ontology annotation, biological process: DNA replication initiation; DNA replication; double-strand break repair via break-induced replication. The record is from RefSeq and is a predicted model, not a curated record. Lineage: Eukaryota; Fungi; Ascomycota; Sordariomycetes; Hypocreales; Nectriaceae. Gene Ontology annotation, molecular function: DNA replication origin binding; single-stranded DNA binding; single-stranded DNA helicase activity.
CGCGUCGCGUCUCGAGGGACUCCGCGUUUUCGCGUAAAUUGACCUAAGGUUACCCUUCCAACUUGCGGAGCAAAGCCCCUCCAUCGAUCCACAAACAAGAUCUCCAAACUCCCUGGUCAACCUUUAGGCUUGCAACGAAAGGAGAGGAGUGAUUCACCAGAUUAUUCAAAAUCACACAGAUACACAAUGGAUCGCGGAUCAAUCUACUCGGCUCACGUCUAUGAGCCGAGCUACGCUGAAAAUGGCGAUACUCGAAUGCAGCUCCAGACACAGCUUGAAACAUUCAUCCUUGAUUUUCGACUGGAUAACAACUUCGUCUACAGAGAUCAACUCCGAGAGAAUGCCCUUCUCAAGAGAUACUUCUGUGAUGUCAACAUUAACGACCUGAUCAGCUUUAACGAAGAGCUCGCGCACCGAUUGACAUCUGAGCCAGCAGAGAUUAUCCCUCUGUUUGAAAAUGCACUAAAAAAAUGCACACACCGUAUCGUCUUCCCCCAUGAGCCCAAGGCCGAGAUACCUGAUCACCAACUUCUUCUUCACUCGAAUGCCGACGACGUCUCGAUCCGUAACCUCGAUUCCGUGACCAUUGCGCGACUGGUGCGAGUCCCGGGUAUUGUCAUCGGCGCCUCUGUUAUGUCAUCCAAGGCGACAGGACUCCAUAUCCAAUGCCGCAACUGCGGACACACACAAAACAUCCCUGUCCUUGGUGGCUUCACAGGUGUCACUCUGCCUCGACAAUGUGCUCGUAGCCGAGUUCCCAACGAUCCAACUCCAAAAUGUCCUUUGGACCCCUACUUUGUUGUUCACGAAAAGUCUGGCUUUGUUGAUCAACAAAUCAUCAAGCUUCAAGAAGCUCCCGAUCAAGUCCCUGUCGGAGAACUGCCUCGACACGUUCUCAUCUCAGCUGACAGAUACCUUACAAACAGGGUUGUUCCCGGAUCGAGAUGUACUGUUAUGGGCAUCUUCUCGAUCUACCAAAACAAGGCUUCCAAGAACUCUUCCAAUGGUGGUGCUGUAGCCAUCCGUACCCCUUAUCUCAGAGCGGUUGGGAUCCAGACAGAUAUCGAUCAAGCAGCCAAGGGAAAUGCGACUUUCUCAGAGGAAGAAGAGCAAGAAUUUCUGGAGCUCAGCAGACGGCCCGAUAUAUACAACGUGAUGGCCGACUGCAUUGCGCCCUCUAUUUACGGAAACCGCGAUAUCAAGAAGGCAAUUCUUUGUUUGCUGUUAGGUGGUUCAAAGAAGAUCCUUCCCGAUGGAAUGAAAUUAAGAGGCGACAUCAACGUAUUGCUUCUUGGUGACCCCGGUACAGCCAAGUCACAGCUUCUGAAAUUCGUCGAGAAGGCGGCCCCUAUCUCUAUAUACACCUCGGGAAAGGGUUCCUCCGCUGCAGGUCUGACAGCAUCUGUUCAACGUGAUCAAUCCACUCGCGAAUUCUAUCUCGAGGGCGGUGCCAUGGUUUUGGCUGACGGAGGAGUUGUGUGUAUUGAUGAGUUCGACAAGAUGAGAGACGAAGAUCGAGUUGCGAUCCAUGAGGCUAUGGAACAGCAGACUAUUUCCAUCGCAAAGGCCGGUAUCACUACUAUUCUGAAUGCGCGAACAUCGGUCUUGGCUGCUGCCAAUCCUAUCUUUGGUCGAUAUGAUGAUAUGAAGACUCCUGGAGAAAACAUUGACUUUCAGACUACUAUUCUGUCACGUUUUGAUAUGAUUUUCAUUGUCAAGGAUGACCAUAGCCGCGAGAAGGAUGAGACUAUGGCCAAGCACGUUCUCAGCAUCCAGAUGAACGGUAGAGGCGCCGAGGACAUGACUGAAACCGAAAUUCCUAUUGACAAGAUGCGACGAUACAUCACCUACUGCAAGACACGUUGCGCACCCAGACUGAGUUCCGAAGCUGCUGAAAAGCUUUCUUCUCACUUCGUCUCUAUCCGACGCCAGGUCCACGCUGCUGAGAUGGAAGCAAACACACGUUCCUCUAUUCCCAUCACAGUCCGUCAACUCGAGGCUAUCGUCCGUAUCACCGAGUCUCUUGCUAAGCUCACCCUUUCCCCCAUCGCCACCGAAGUACAUGUCGACGAGGCCAUUCGACUGUUCCUGUGCUCUACCAUGGAUGCCGUCAACCAGGGCAGCAAUCAGGGGAGUCGCGAGUUGAACGAUGAAGUUAACCGCCUUGAGACGGAGCUCAAACGUCGGCUGCCCAUCGGCUGGAGUACUAGCCUAUCUACACUUCGGAGGGAAAUGGUCGAAGGCAAAGGAUACAGCGAACAAGCGCUGAACCGAGCGUUGAUGGUUCUUCAACGGAGAGACACGAUCAUGUUCAGAAACCAAGGUGCACAGGUGUAUAGAAAUGGAGCUUAAUGUGGCGAUGAACGUAGGUAAUGUAAAAGGCUGGUUUGUCAAUUUCGGUAGAUGUCUUGGUAGUAGACUGUGUUAAUGAGUAAUGAGGCGAAAUCAUUAUGACUGUUGUAUAUGAGCAAAUUCUUAAAGAUAACAAGACUCGAAGUCUCAACACAGAUCCGAACAGAUGAUAAAUCUGUUCCUGCUUGCUAGAGCAGGCAUAGAGUAUAUUUGACUAGGAGUGAGGUUGUUGCCG